This is a messenger RNA of Pelodiscus sinensis (Chinese soft-shelled turtle), 1233 nucleotides long. Its product is annotated as olfactory receptor 10A4-like. NCBI's taxonomy places the organism in Eukaryota, Metazoa, Chordata, Testudines, Trionychidae. Gene Ontology annotation, cellular component: membrane. The record is from RefSeq and is a predicted model, not a curated record. Gene Ontology annotation, biological process: G protein-coupled receptor signaling pathway. Gene Ontology annotation, molecular function: olfactory receptor activity; G protein-coupled receptor activity.
AUGGAGGGGAUCUUCAAGGAAUCCACUUUGAGGCACCUGGAUGAGGGGAAAGUGAUCAGGAAUAAUGAACAUAGAUUCACAAAGGGCAGGUCAUGUCUGGCCAACCCGAUUAGCUUCUAUGAUGGAGUAAAUGGCUCUGUGCACAUGAGGAAGUCGGUGGAUGUGAUGCAGAUUCAGACUAACACGGCUACCCCUCUGAUAGGUGACUUCAAGAGCACUGAAUCUUCCAUUCAGGUUCCAGUGACAAGAAUAUCACGAGCUUCAUUUCCAAAGAUGACCUAUUCCGAGAGCGACCCCGGCAAGAACCAGACCAUCUCCGGUGGGCUCAUCCUGGUGGGGUUUUCCUACCUUAACAAGCUGCAAAUCCUUCUGUUUCUGCUGCUGCUGGUCACCUACCUCCUCACCCUGGUGGGGAACAUUCUCGUUAUCAUCCUGGUAAAGAUCAACCCUUCCCUCCAUACCCCCAUGUAUUUCUUCCUGGUCAACCUGUCCUUCCUGGAAAUCUGCUUCACCUCCAGUGUGGUCCCUCAGCUGCUGGUUCACCUCCUGGUGGAGGAAAAGACCAUCUCCAUUGCGGGCUGUGCAGCUCAGAUGUUGGUCUUCAGCAUCAUGGGCCUCACGGAAUGCUGCCUCCUCGCGGCCAUGGCCUACGAUCGCUACGUGGCCAUAUGCCAUCCCCUGCACUACACCACCAUCAUGAGUAGCAAGGCGUGCGUACAGCUCACGGGGUCUUCAUGGAUCAUCGGCAUCUCUCUGGAGGUAGCUCAGACCACGUGGAUCUUCAGCCUGCCCUUGUGUGGCUCCCACCGCAUCCACCACUUCUUCUGUGACAUUGCACCGGUGGUGAAGAUGGUCUGCACCGACACACUGAAGAUUGAUAUACUAGGGUUCUUUAUCACCGUGAUUUUUAUCAUGGGUCCUUUCUUGAUUAUAAUCCUGUCCUACGUCUAUAUUAUCUCCACCAUCCUGAAGCUGCCCUCCGCAGAGGGGAGACGUAAAACGUUCUCCACCUGCUCCUCCCACCUCAUGGUGGUGAAUUUGUUUUAUGGAACGAGCCUUAUCACUUACCUGUGGCCAAAUUCUAGCCCCACCCUGGAGAAUGAUCAAAUAGUUUCCCUGUUGAACACAAUAGUGUCACCUAUGUUGAACCCCAUGAUAUACACACUGAGGAACAAAGAGGUGAAGGGAGUCUUGAGCAAAAUACUUGAGAAGAGAAGACAAAGAUCAGGUUAA